AUGACUAAAAUUGCUCAAGAAAUUCAGAACAAAAGCCCUUUGAGGAGUUGUAAAAUAAGUAAGAUUUUACUGUACGGCAAGUGGGGGAAAAAGUCCGUCACGCUGAGUUACGGCAUCAACAGUCAGCACUGCGAGGACACAUCGACUCUCUACUGUACCUUGGUGCGCCCACAUCUGGAGUACUGCUGUGUGAUUUGGUCGCCACAUCAGAAAUAUCUGAUUGAGGAUCUGGAGAGGGUCCAGAGGCGAUUUCUCAGGCUGGUAGGGCUAAGGUUGGGCUAUGGAUACCUAGAGGUCUCUACACGCGAAGUGGCAUCCCUUCUCCAACUACCCGCUCUUGAAACAAGGCGCUUCUACCAUGAUGCAAUAUUCUUGUUCCGCCUCGUUAACUCUACUGUGGACUGUCCUGAGCUGCUGGAGAGGAUUUGCUUCCGGGUUCCUGCUGGUACUAGAUCCCAAUAUCUAUUUGAUAGAUCCUCUGUUUCCUCAUCAUACUUGGCCAACUCUACGAUGCGGAGAAUUCAGCUUCAUGGAAACCUUCUUCCUAACCACAUGGAUUUCUUCGCUUCCUCAUUCCUAACCUUCAAACGGAAUCUCAAGACAUUUAUCAACCUGCAACACACUAAAACCUCUUAA
This is a messenger RNA of Homalodisca vitripennis (glassy-winged sharpshooter), 636 nucleotides long. RefSeq lists its product as uncharacterized. The transcript is spliced from 2 exons. The record is from RefSeq and is a predicted model, not a curated record. Lineage: Eukaryota; Metazoa; Arthropoda; Insecta; Hemiptera; Cicadellidae. The coding region runs from base 1 to 636 and encodes 211 amino acids.